AUGCCUCCCCGGAUCCCAACCCCAGAAGACUUCACCCAAGUCCAAAAAGUCCUCCCCCUAACCCUAGCCUUCCCAAACCCCCCGGAAUCCACCACCGCAAUCCUCCUCCUCUUCCACGGCCUAGGCGACUCCGAGGUCCCCUUCGCCUCCUUCGCCCGCGCAAUGUCCCUCCCGGGCGUCCUCUCCAUCUCCCUUCGCGGUCCCUCCCCGCUACCCCCGUCCAUGCUGCCCGAUGACGGGCCAUCCACCUCCUCCGCAAACUCCUCCGGCCACUUCCACUGGGGCGACGACAUCACCUUCGACCCCUCCACAGACGCCCUCGCCACGGACCCUGGCUUCUCCAAAUCCUCAACCCUCGUCGUAGACCGCCUCAUCCGCGACACCCUCGUCGCCCGCUGCGGCUGGGAACUCAGCGACAUCAUCCUCUUCGGCUUCGGCCAAGGCGGGUCCCUGGCCUUGGGCAUCGCAUCGCAGCUCCGUCUCGGCCCAAAAGUCGUAGACGUGACUGAGUCCUCUGAUCCCACGGCUGCUUCCUCUGCAUCCAAACCCAAGAGGAAUGACAGCCACUUUGACGAAAACACCCUCAAGGGCGUCCUCUCGAUCGGCGGUCCCCUGCCACCCUCCAUGGUUCCCACGGUCAGCACGCGGGGCAAGUGCAAGACGAAAGCGUGUCUUGUCCAGCUCGACGACGACGCCUUUGAUGCCGUUAAGGAAGAGUUCCUCGAUGUCAGGGUCGUCAAGUGGAAGAGGAGGGACGUGGCCAUGCCCCGUGAUCGGGACGAGAUGUUCCCCUUGAUGAAGUUCUUCGCAGAAUGCCUCAAGAGCGGUUGGUGA
Molecule: messenger RNA, 834 nt
Organism: Colletotrichum abscissum
Lineage: Eukaryota; Fungi; Ascomycota; Sordariomycetes; Glomerellales; Glomerellaceae
Product: phospholipase/Carboxylesterase superfamily protein
Exons: 1
Coding region: 1-834 (277 amino acids)
Biological process (GO): protein depalmitoylation
Cellular component (GO): cytoplasm
Molecular function (GO): carboxylic ester hydrolase activity; palmitoyl-(protein) hydrolase activity
Source: RefSeq, a predicted model, not a curated record